AUGAUAGGCUAUGUCUUGGGACCCGAUGGCAAGCCAUGCAAAAUAUGCACAGGUUUCAAAGCUUGGUCUCAUACCUUAACUCAAAAUCAACCUUCUUCCAGUCGGACACCCACCGAAGAUUCCGGUGCCUUGGCAGAUUCUUCUGCUACAACCAAAACCAACACCUCCCGAGAUCAAGUUCGAUUGGAUCACAACGGUCUUCGUGAAGAUUGUCCUGCUGAUGUCGAACGUCUGGGCCGCCACACAUGGACAUUUCUUCAUACCACUGCUGCUUAUUAUCCGCCCAAACCAACCGAAGCUCAGCAGACUUCGAUGCUACAGCUACUCAAUGCACUACCAGUUCUCUAUCCGUGUCGGAACUGCGCUGAAGAUCUGGAACAGGAAGUCAAAAGGAAUCCACCUGACGUGAGCUCCCAAGAAAAACUUGAAGCAUGGAUGUGUGCGACUCAUAAUGAAGUGAAUCGGCGACUGGGAAAAGAGGAAUUCGAUUGCUCACUGGUUGCGCAACGCUGGAGAGAUGGCUGGAAAGAUGGAAGAUGUGACUCGUAG
This is a messenger RNA of Melampsora larici-populina 98AG31, 549 nucleotides long. RefSeq lists its product as uncharacterized. The coding region runs from base 1 to 549 and encodes 182 amino acids. The transcript has a single exon. The record is from RefSeq and is a predicted model, not a curated record. Gene Ontology annotation, molecular function: flavin-dependent sulfhydryl oxidase activity; flavin adenine dinucleotide binding. Gene Ontology annotation, cellular component: mitochondrion. NCBI's taxonomy places the organism in Eukaryota, Fungi, Basidiomycota, Pucciniomycetes, Pucciniales, Melampsoraceae.